AUGACUCUCGCCGACUACCUCGCACAGAAUUAUCUCUCCGCAGACACAACAACGAAAUCGAAGAAGCGCAAGAGAAAGGACAAGACCGCAUCGGAAGGACUUGUAAUCGACGACGAAGACGAUUCCUGGAAGCAGCCCGCCAAACCCAAAGGCGAAGAUGACGAUGAAGACACACCUACAAUAGUCGGCGGCGCAUUAUCAGCAGGACUCAACAAGCCCACGAAGAAGACCAAAUGGGUCAAGAUAGGCGCCGAGGCACCGAAGGACAGCGAACAAGCAGCCGCAGAUGCUAUUCUUGCAGAUGCCGCAGCAGAAUCUCGGAGUCGCGCGCAAGCUGACGAUGAGGACCCUAUGAUGCUCGAUGAAGAUGGCGCAGAAGUGGGCGGACCAACUAUGGCAAACGGCGCGAUGGCAGGACUACAGUCAGCAGCGCAGGUCACCAAAGCCUUGAACAAGCGGAGGAAGGAAGAGAUGAAAGCCAUGAAAGCCGCCAACCUCGACUCGGGUGGACUGGCACAGCAGACGAUCUAUCGUGACGCCAGUGGACGGAUGAUCAACGUGAAAGAGAAGAAGGAAGAAGCCGAAGCGCAAGCCAAGACAGACGAGCGCAAAGCGAGAGAAGAGGAUGAAAGUAGGAAGGGCGAUGUGCAGAGACGGCAGAAAGAGGAGAGGCGGCAAGAAUUGCAAGAGGCGAAGGUCAUGACUGUGGCACGGGGUGCGGAUGAUGAGAAGAUGAAUGAUGAGUUGAAGGAGAGGGAAAGGUGGAAUGAUCCUAUGGCACAACUGCUGGCGACGAAGAAGAGUAGCAGCAAGGAUGGGAAGAGUAAGGGGAGUGGGAAGACGUACCAGGGUGCUUUCGAGCCGAAUCGAUAUGGGAUCCGGCCCGGGUGGAGAUGGGAUGGAGUGGACAGGAGUAAUGGAUUUGAGAGGAAGUGGUUUGCGGCGCGGAAUAAGGCUAAGGACCGCAAAGAACUAGAAUAUGCCUGGCAACUAGACGAAUAA
Fulvia fulva is the source of this 1002-nucleotide messenger RNA. Its product is annotated as Pre-mRNA-splicing factor cwc26. Gene Ontology annotation, molecular function: RNA binding. The transcript is spliced from 2 exons. Gene Ontology annotation, cellular component: U2-type spliceosomal complex; RES complex. Lineage: Eukaryota; Fungi; Ascomycota; Dothideomycetes; Mycosphaerellales; Mycosphaerellaceae. Bases 1 to 1002 code for a protein of 333 amino acids. Gene Ontology annotation, biological process: mRNA splicing, via spliceosome. The record is from RefSeq and is a predicted model, not a curated record.